AUAGCCUCCUUAUACUUAUAGUGCCACAACUUAUCCAACUUAUCUCCCUCGGUAUGGCAGGCACAGUUGCCUUGGUUUGUGCCUUUGCUCUUCUGCUUCAGACAGGAUAUUGUUUGAAAUGCUAUGUGUGCAAAAUGGAUGAGGAGCAUAAAUGCACAGGGGAGUAUGUGAGCUGCAAAGAAAAUGAAGUCUGCCAUUCAACAUUUCUUCAAGAGGGAACAGAUGCUCCUAUGGCCGUUGAAAGAAAAUGUGCUCAGGAAGAUUUGUGUGACCAGUCACUCGGAUACAUGGAUGGGGAUAAGGCUACACAUUAUGCUUCUUCCUGCUGCAACACAGACAAUUGCAGUCCUUCUGCUCCGUCAAGUAGCAAUGAAUUAUCCUGCCCGUCCUGUUCUGUCCAAGGGUCCGGCCAGUGUCAGCCAACAGGGGACAUUCAAUGCUCAGGGACCGAGGACAAGUGCUUCUCCUACAGUUUAGAACAACAGGUUGCUGCUCGUGGCUGCACUUCUAGCAACCUCUGCGAUGUCAACCUGCAAGGUACAAUUGUUCCCGAUCCCUUGAACAAAGGAACAGCAAAAUGUAUGGAUAAAGGGGGUAACGAUGGUGGCAACGAUGGGGGUAAUGAUGGGGGUAACGAUGGGGGUAACGAUGGUGGCAACGAUGGUGGUGACCCCAGCUCGGGCAGUACCAUAAGGACCUACAGUACAUUGUCACUUGCCUUCAGCAUGAUAUUUGUAUUUUACUGCAAGUAGCACAUUGGAAAUGGAAUCAGUACCAACCCAAACUGUAGGAUAAUGUCGCAAUCCUUCCACUCUCGUGUCUUUAUGUUCUGUAUGUACAGCUAUAGUUCCAAUGCUUGUAUGUCUAAAACUAAUAAAAUUGCUGAAAUUCUAAA
Molecule: messenger RNA, 895 nt
Organism: Xenopus tropicalis (tropical clawed frog)
Lineage: Eukaryota; Metazoa; Chordata; Amphibia; Anura; Pipidae
Exons: 5
Coding region: 54-752 (232 amino acids)
Cellular component (GO): extracellular region
Source: RefSeq, a predicted model, not a curated record